AUGCCCAAUCCUGGAUUUGUGCCGUUGUCGGCAGAUCACGAUGCAGAGGAGGGGAACGAUAUCAUCGACAGUGUUACUCGAGCCGAAUUCGAGGACACGCAAAGGGAGAACCGUGAGUUCCGGCGCCGCCUUAUGGAGUAUGAGAACGAGCGACGCAACAUGCAGCGGGCUGCGGCGAACUCACCGCCCAACAAUGGAGGAGAGGGCAGCAGCAACCCGGCAAACUCCCCCAACAUUGACCCUGCCGAGGAUGCGGCGCCGGAUGGGAGCGGGCAGGCAGGUGCGGGUGGGAACGCAACGCGCAAUGACGGCGUGGCAGCUGCUACUAUGCUGCCGCCGGUCCCCAGCGUCCUUCGUGUGGAGCCGAACCGAAAUGCCAUCCAAAACGCGGUGAAGCUGGCGCACAAGCGAGGCGUCAUACUGGACCUGCAACAACUGUCAAGCAUGCAGCUGACGUGGGCUCACCGCUACGCCGCCGCCUUGGCGGGCGUCCCUGACAUGCACAACGGUUUUAAGGGAGCGGCGAAGCGUGCAGUGGAAAUCAUGUACUUCGAGACGCCCGAUGUCGACCUUGAGUAUUGGACGCCGCGAGACACCAACAUCACUGCACUUUGCACCGCUAUCGGUAUCACCGACGCCGACUAUGUGGCGAAAGUGCGGCUGGUCAUGGAGAAUGAGAAAACGCGCCCGGGCCACCUCAGAAAGCAGCAGCAGGAUGCCCGCAACAAGGUCCACACAAUGGGCCGUGUGAUGCUGUACGAGCGCUUCGAUAUCCGCAUUGCUCGACCGGAUCGCGGGAGGGAAGUGGUCGGAACCCUCUCUCCUGGAGCCUUUUGUGCCGAAUAUUUUGCUGGUAAGACGAAGCCCCACCCACGCCUUAUUUCUUACCCCCCACGCCUGUAUCACCCCCUCUUUUGCCACUGCAGUGCACCUGCCAAGGCUGCGGGACCAUACAGCCCCUUGUGCCCCGUUCUCACCAAGCCCCAACUCCCUUGUGCCACUUCCUUCCCUUUCCAGCAGGCACACCUGCUGGCAACCUGCAGUGCAACUGCCAUAUCUGUGGGUUUCAAGGUGUGGGCCAAGUGCCUCGUUCUAACCAGCCGCUCCCUCUCUUGUGCCCCCACCUUCCCCUUCCAGCAGGCGCACCUGAGGGCAAAAAACCCCAACCGUUGCCGUGGAUAG
Messenger RNA from Closterium sp. NIES-65, 1182 nucleotides. Lineage: Eukaryota; Viridiplantae; Streptophyta; Zygnematophyceae; Desmidiales; Closteriaceae. The record is from the annotation of a GenBank genome assembly.